AUGAAGAUUACCCCGAGCGCACAUUUACAAAGCAAUGAAUCACAGAUUAACUACGUAUACUAUUUUUUUAAUUCUUCCCCUCAGGCAUCUUCACCCGAUGAAAAAGCUCUUGUUGAAGGUGCUGCCCAAAACGGAGUUGUAUUCGUUGGCGUGGAGCCCGUUGAAGAUUCAAUUUCGACCAAACGGUACAAAAUUGAGUACAGGAAUGGUGGCUCAACAAACGACAAUGCUGCUGAGCAGAAAUGCUACCUGGUCGACGCCGUUCUGGAGUUUACUUCGGAACGGAAACGAAUGACUGUAAUGGUUCGUUAUCCGGACGGUACCUAUCACAUACACAGCAAAGGUGCCGAAAGUACGAUGCUCACACCUGAG
This is a messenger RNA of Opisthorchis viverrini, 372 nucleotides long. RefSeq lists its product as hypothetical. Gene Ontology annotation, cellular component: plasma membrane. Lineage: Eukaryota; Metazoa; Platyhelminthes; Trematoda; Opisthorchiida; Opisthorchiidae. The transcript has a single exon. The annotation marks the transcript as partial. Gene Ontology annotation, biological process: phospholipid translocation. The record is from RefSeq and is a predicted model, not a curated record. Gene Ontology annotation, molecular function: ATPase-coupled intramembrane lipid carrier activity; nucleotide binding.